Mobula hypostoma (lesser devil ray) is the source of this 645-nucleotide messenger RNA. RefSeq names its product protein AMBP-like. Gene Ontology annotation, molecular function: serine-type endopeptidase inhibitor activity. The coding region runs from base 72 to 446 and encodes 124 amino acids. The record is from RefSeq and is a predicted model, not a curated record. NCBI's taxonomy places the organism in Eukaryota, Metazoa, Chordata, Chondrichthyes, Myliobatiformes, Myliobatidae. The transcript has 4 exons.
UUGGGACAUCGUCUGUCUGAUAACUCCAGGCAGAACCACGUAGCUGUGUUACUUUGGAGCAGACCAGCAGAAUGUGGUGCACUCUGUGCCUUCUCCUUGCCAUGCAGCUGUUGGGCACAGGGACAGCAGCCCCACGGAAAACAAAUGCUGAUCUUCUACUAUGGGCGAACUUUAAUGAGAAUCAGGCUCGUGCAAGGAGAGUGUUGACAGGCACGGAACAGUCUGCUUUUGGAGCCAUUGAGGCAAAUGAAGAAUCCUGCCAACUUGAGCCUGAUAGUGGUCCGUGCUUCAUGCUUUUCCAUCGGUUCUUCUAUAACCAAACCUCGAUGGCCUGUGAACUAUUUAAAUAUGGUGGUUGUGCUGGAAACAAGAAUAAUUUUCAAACAGAACGGGAGUGUCUACAGACCUGCCGAACUGAAGGGGAGGAUGAGCUUCUGUUACAGUGAAGGCUUAGACAAAAAUAAAAGUUUAAGGGCAACACAAGAAGUAAAUAUUAGAAACAAUGAUUCAAAGCAACCGUUCACAAUGAGACCGUGAGUCUGAUCCUAAAAACAAGUGGCAGAAACACGGAAAUUGCAUGAGCUCAUGUUCAAUAGAGUGACAAUGUUCUUUAACCAAUUGAUCCAAUAAACUUAAAUAAUCAAA